Tilletiaria anomala UBC 951 is the source of this 786-nucleotide messenger RNA. RefSeq lists its product as uncharacterized. Lineage: Eukaryota; Fungi; Basidiomycota; Exobasidiomycetes; Georgefischeriales; Tilletiariaceae. Bases 227 to 730 code for a protein of 167 amino acids. The transcript has a single exon. The record is from RefSeq and is a predicted model, not a curated record.
UUUCUUUUCGCCAGACUCUGCGAUUCACACGUACUUCCCAGAUCGCGUCUGGGCAGUCCGGAUACCGGCCGCGCUGCUUGUCUUUGGGCUGUGCACCGUUGGUGCAUUCGUGGGCAUUAUCAUGCAGAAAGAGGCGAAGAAGAAGCGAGAAAAGGAACUACGGAGAGGAGCAUGAGCAACAAAUCUAUUGAUGGUUAGCAACCCAUGAUCUCUCUGUCUCUCAUGCAUGCAAUCAAGGUUAUGCCGAUGUUGCUCUGCGAAGGGCAAGCAGGAAGCGCGAGCAGCGCUUCUGCUAGACAAGGCUCAGGUCCUAGACUACAGCGAGAUUCCACUCUCCUUUGAGAGAGGAAGCAAUUGUAGAAGACGACGCAUAACAGGAGGACUAAGCGACGUCUUCGAUGCCUCCGCUGGUGAUGCGGUACGUCGCCUCCCCUUCAGGCAUUUCGGGACUGUCAACCUGAGAUACGCAAAGACGAUAAUGGAUUCAGAGAAGGAUCCGUCCAACCUCGCGUGUGGAUACCAACAAUCUUUGCAAUGCGCUCCUCUCCACGGCCUUUGCGCAACGAGACACGGGUGGAAGAAGCGUGACUCAGAAUGUGGCCUCCGAGCGGCCUGUAUCGUGAUCAAUGCAUUUGUUUUCAGCAGUCAGACGGCUUGCACGCGGCGGUUCGACAUCUUCUGCUUCUCACUUCUUGUCUGCCUGGAACGCCAUCGCACCUGGGUCAGCUGAGACUUGGUUGACAAGGACGACCGCCGUGUUGAACUGUCUUUCCCGGAAGAUUAAUU